Molecule: messenger RNA, 2328 nt
Organism: Pezoporus occidentalis (night parrot)
Lineage: Eukaryota; Metazoa; Chordata; Aves; Psittaciformes; Psittacidae
Gene: RAI2
Product: retinoic acid induced 2
Exons: 2
Coding region: 264-1928 (554 amino acids)
Biological process (GO): animal organ development
Cellular component (GO): nucleus
Source: RefSeq, a predicted model, not a curated record
GCCCCGCCCGGCCCCGCCCGGCGCGGGGGGGAGCGGGACGCGGUACCGGGCAGGGCAGGGCUGUGCGUCCCCGGCGGCGGCGGUCGGGCUUGACAGAGGCGGGCGGCGGCUGCAGCCCCAUGGAGCCCAGCUAGGGGCUGCUGCACCUUCCACCGGAGGCCAAAUUAUGUUGGUGCCGAUGCUCCUGGCAGCCCAGAGGCGCCACGGAUCUCACUGAUGGCGAUGUAGAGUCAGUGCCGGCAGAGCCCAAGAAGCCCUGCAAUAUGGAGGAGCUUUACAAGGAUGCCCCAAACCUGCCCAUGGACGUCACCAACUCGCCCUCGGCAAUGGCCAACAACAAGCUGGAGAACGGGGUGGCCCAGCUGAUCACAGCAGAGGCCUGGAACAUCAAUUCGGCCGACCUGAUGAAGAAGGCCCUGUCGCCGCUGGUGACAGUCCCUGCACCCUCCAUCCUGACACCACCGGCCGAGUCGCAGAGCGGGGUGGCUCUGAAGGUGGCGGCCACCGUGCUGCAGCCUAUCUGCCUGGGGGACAGCCCUGUUGUCCUGCCCAUCCACCUGCAGGUAGCCGGCAGCACCGCCCCACAGAUGCCAGCCACCAACACCACCACCCCCUACGUCAUGACGACGCAGGGCCCUGUUCCGCUGCCUGUCCUCCUGGAGCAGCACGUCUUCCAGCACCUGAACUCUCCCCUGGUGCUGCCCCCGGGGGCCACCUGCCCUGCCAGCCCCCUGCACACCAGCCUCUUCCCUGGUGCUGCUCCCCCCGUCGGGCAGCCCCAGCUCCUGGAUCCCAAGCCCUCCAGCCAAGCACAGGAGACUGUCCUGCCCCCCGUCUUUCAGACACCGGGGUUCGCUGCCGUCCUUCAGGACCUGUUUCCUUCACAGGGUGCCCUGGGCUCUGCCCCCUGCCAGCCCCCCCCGGACUACACCACCGUCCCGCCCCAGGCCUUCAGCUCACCCCUCUCCCCACUGGUGCCCCCUGCUACGCUGCUGGUGCCCUACCCUGUCAUUGUGCCCCUGCCUGUCCCUGUCCCCAUCCCCAUCCCUGUCCCCAUCCCUGUGCCCCACGGCGCUGAGGCCAAGGCAGCCCCUGACCCGCCCAAGCCGCAGCUCUUCACUGCUCACUCCUGCAAAGGCACCCAGACCCCGCUGGAGAAGGAGGAGACAAAGCCCUUCGACCUCCCGCAUCCACGGGAUUUUCCCCAGCUGAGCCGCCAUACUGUCAUCAAGAUGGGCAGCGACAAUGAGGCGCUGGACCUCUCUAUGAAAGGGCCACCCAUGCCCCGGGCCAGCGAGGUGGCCCCACCACCACCACCUGAGGACGGGGCCCUGGACCUGUCUCUUGCCUCCUGUCGCAAGCCAGCGGGUCCCCUUGGGGAGGUGGCCAGUACCAUCCCCACCGCCGCUGCUGAGGCCGGCACUCACCCUGUGCUGGACAAGCUCCCCGGCCCAGCUGCCCCCUUCACCCCCUGCAAGCCGCAGGAGGCAUCGGGCAAGGUGGAGGGCAGGGGGGCAGGCGGCGGGCAGGCUGAGCUGCUACGGCAGCCGCAGAAGUGGCUGGUGGAGCAGGCGGGCAGGGCGGGCUGCGAGCCCAAGGCCAGCAACAACAUCGAGAUCGUCAGCACCUCGCAGACAGCCAAAGUCAUCGUCUCCGUCAAGGACGCCGUGCCCACCAUCUUCUGCGGCAAGAUCAAGGGCCUGUCCGGGGUCUCCACCAAAAACUUUUCCUUCAAAAGGGACCUGCCCCAGGACUCGGUGCUGCAGUGCUACGACGUGAAGAGCCCACCCGAGCCCCGGGACAGCGCCGAGGCCCUCAGGAAACCCGUCAAAAACAGGAGUGUAAAGCUAAAGAAAAUGAACUCGCCGGAGAUACAUAUUCUUCCAAUCAAGAAGCAACGGCUCGCUGCCUUUUUUCCAAGAAAGUAAAUUAUGGGGUUUUAGAAUUUUAAUAUUAUUAUGAGAAGAAGGAGAAAAAAAGUAAUAAAAAGAUGCACUUGGGUUUAAACUCAUUUAAAACUUUAAACUAUCUUUGUAAGUUAUUUUUGGGGGAUGGGGGAGAGGAUCAGAUGUAGAGUCCCUAUAAGCUGGGUUGGUUGAUUCUUCUUUUCUUUUUUCCUUUUUUUGUUAUUGAAUUUUGACUUUUCACGGGAAACGGAAUAAAAAGCAACCUAUUUUUCAAGCAGAUUGCACAUUUUGCAGCUUUAAUGGAGUAAUGGAUGAGUCCGAGGGGUAAGAGCUAUUUUCACUGCCAUGAAGUGCUUUGAUGAUGUAAUUCUUCAGAACGGUUCAGAAUGGAGAUUUCAAAAUAAAUGUUUGUACGUGCUAA